CUCCACUUUCCACAUUGCUGAAAUCUCCGAAAGUAUAAUUUUUAAUGGAGUAGUUCCCAAAAAAGGAAAAGAAAAAUGAAAAAAGAAAGAGACUAGUUUCUCGGUUUCUCCAAGUCGACGAAUUGUGUUGUUUCAGUUCCUUCCUUGAUAGAGUUGAAUUCAAACAUUUAGAUACCAACCUGAUACGAUCAUUGGUUGUUCUUUCCAUUAUAAAGUAGUAGUGGAGCACUUCAAAACCCAUCGUUGAUUUUCUGUGUUUUUCAUCUCCAUCUUGUUCGCCAUUGAAGAGCGAAGGAUCUGCUUUGAUUCACAUUGCGGGAUGGAUUGUCGGCGUUGUCUUUUGCUAUCGCUCUGUUUGCUUUCCGUCUUCCCUGAUCUCUCUCUUCAAUCGUCCAGAUGGCGAGGAGCUGAAAAAGCGAAAGAGUCGGUGCUGCGAUUGGUGACCGGAGCUCCGUCAACUGCUAUUGAUCCGACCCGGGUUGCAGCAAUCUCUUGGCACCCAAGGGCUUUCUUAUAUAAAGGAUUCUUGACAUAUGAGGAGUGUGAUCAUCUCAUUACUCUGGCCAAGGACAAGCUGGAGAAGUCCAUGGUGGCUGAUAAUGAAUCUGGAAAGAGCGUAGAGAGUGAAGUUAGAACAAGUUCAGGCAUGUUUCUUUCAAAAGCUCAGGACGAAGUCGUUGCUGAUAUUGAAUCCAGGAUAGCUGCAUGGACUUUCUUACCUCCAGAGAAUGGAGAGUCAAUGCAGAUACUGCAUUAUGAACAUGGACAAAAAUACGAGCCGCAUUUUGAUUAUUUUCACGACAAGGUCAAUCAAGAGUUAGGGGGCCAUCGUGUGGCUACUGUUCUUAUGUACUUAUCAUCUGUUGAGAAAGGCGGAGAGACCGUAUUCCCUAGUUCGGAGCUAAAAGACAGUCAGCCAAAGGGUGAUGACUGGUCCGAAUGUGCUAUAAAUGGCUAUGCAGUGAAACCGUAUAAGGGUGAUGCAUUGCUGUUUUUCAGUCUACUCCCAAACGUGACUACGGACCCCCUGAGCUUACAUGGAAGCUGCCCUGUACUCGAAGGUGAGAAGUGGUCUGCUACAAAAUGGAUCCAUGUGAGGUCUUUUGACAAACCACCCAGCGGAUGCGUUGACGAGCAUGAAAACUGUGCCAUAUGGGCUUCUUCUGGUGAAUGUGAUAAGAAUCCUGUAUAUAUGGUGGGGUCCGAACUCUCUCUAGGAAAAUGUAGGAAAAGCUGCAACGUAUGUUCGUCAUGAUAUAUAUGUAUUUUAGAUACCUGGGUUUCUGUUACUUAUUGUCUAGAAAGUAACUCUCCAAAAAACAGUGGAUCAGUUUAUAUACUUUGUUUUAGACAGAGAAUAAUCAUUAUAAUCAUAUUUGAAGAAGAUUUUACUAUAGUUUGGGAAUAUCAUAAUUAACUGUUGGAAGAGGGUGAUACACAG
Molecule: messenger RNA, 1441 nt
Organism: Cuscuta epithymum
Lineage: Eukaryota; Viridiplantae; Streptophyta; Magnoliopsida; Solanales; Convolvulaceae
Source: the annotation of a GenBank genome assembly